AUACGUCAAAAUGACAAAGUUGACAGAGGCAAAAGUACAGUUUUCAAUUUUUCAUGCAGUUUUCAACAAGUUUCAUAAAUUCGUAAAACAUUUGUUUUAAUUGAUUGACUAUUAUAAUGAGCCUAUGAGAUUUUCACUCUGAAAGUAUGUCUCAUUCUCUUAAAUUAUUUUAUAGACAAACACAUUGCUUCCUAAAUAUAACCACGCCGGUGAGAUGUAGUGCAAACCAAUAUCCAAUCCGGAUUUUAGCUAGUGGUAUCAGCUAUCAAAAUAACCCAGCCUGGAAUACAUUGAACAGCGUGAAGCGUAAUAGUAUAUCAUCAUGUCAAAUACGAAAUUACGUUAAACCUGAAGGGAGCAAUGCCUGUGACACACCCGAGAAACCCACACCUCCAGAAAAACAAGGGCUUUUCCAAAAGUUUAAGGAUAUGUACAAAAACUACUGGUAUGUCUUAGUACCAGUGCACAUGGCUACUUCUGCGGUUUGGUUGGGUUCUUUCUAUUAUACUGUGAGAAGUGGUGUAGAUAUAAUACCUAUGCUAGAGGCAAUGGGGAUCAGUGAAAAACUGUUAGAGCCAUUGAAAAACUCGUCUGCGGGCUAUUAUGCACUUACUUUUGCUCUGUAUAAAAUAGCCACACCCCUUCGAUAUGCAGUCACUGUUGGUGGCACAACCCUUGCUAUUAGAAAGUUAACAGCACUGGGCUUGAUCAAACCGGUGCCAUCAAGACAGCAAUUCAAGGUAAUGCUACAAGAAAGAAAAGAAGACUUUCAAGACCGAUUCAAUGAGAGUAAGGCCCACUACCGAACACAGAUGCGGCAGCAGGGAACAAAGGUUAUGGACGAAAUGAGACGAUAUAAAACCGAAAUACGAAACAUGAAGAAUAAAGUCAAGAAAAUGUGAGACUCACUAAAUAUACUAUUUGUGUUGUGAGUUAGGACUUGGCCCAAGCGGUUACAUUUAAAACUUCUACAUAUCGUCAGGUCACAACCAACCUCACUAAUUACUAUGACAAGAUCAGAGCCAUAGUGAACCAAAGUAGUGUCAAAACAAGGUUCAUUUUUGUUCAUUUUUUUGUAGUUACAUGGUUAUGGAUGUCAUCUGACAAUAUAGUAAAUUUUGAACAUUUAAGACUCGGCUGAGACCUAACUCACUUUGCUAGGCAAUGACUAAAUCAACAUAAGCUAGUAGUUGUUGUAUGAGAAAGUGUUUACACUUCUGUGAUGCACAAUGUAAAUUAUAAGUAUUGUUCUUGAAUUUCCAUUUUACAAAAUAUUAUGUUUUAAUUAAGUAUCUACUCUGAAGACCUAGUUUUGCAGUAGUUGAUAGUAAAAAUUCAUGAUAUUAUUUGUAAAGUGUGGGUUAUGUGACUGUCCUUUUAAGGCAAUAAGGAUUUCAUAGAAACGAAUAUAUUUGAAUGAAUUUCACUGUUACUAUAUAAAUUUAUAUAUGGGCCAAAGGAGAGUAGUGAGUGUGAAAGGUUACUUAUAAAAUAGGAUCCAUUUAAAUUAUUAAACAAUUUAUUAAAUUUUGAAAUAUUUAUUGUUUAAAUAUUAUUAUUUAAAUAUUAAAAAGUUAUGCCUUAACAAA
Cydia pomonella (codling moth) is the source of this 1589-nucleotide messenger RNA. RefSeq lists its product as uncharacterized. Bases 147 to 902 code for a protein of 251 amino acids. NCBI's taxonomy places the organism in Eukaryota, Metazoa, Arthropoda, Insecta, Lepidoptera, Tortricidae. The record is from RefSeq and is a predicted model, not a curated record. Gene Ontology annotation, cellular component: mitochondrion. The transcript has 3 exons.